Trypanosoma grayi is the source of this 351-nucleotide messenger RNA. RefSeq lists its product as hypothetical. The transcript has a single exon. The record is from RefSeq and is a predicted model, not a curated record. The coding region runs from base 1 to 351 and encodes 116 amino acids. NCBI's taxonomy places the organism in Eukaryota, Euglenozoa, Kinetoplastea, Trypanosomatida, Trypanosomatidae.
AUGGCUGCCGGAAAUGGCAAAGAGCCGCCGACCACAUUAGAUGAGCGCACGUUGCAGAAUAUGCGAAUUGCGGAGAAGAUUGGGACGGAGAGUUUUGAAGAGAAUACACAAAUUCUGCGGCGAAUAUCGUGGCGUGGGUUGCGUGCCUUUUUGGUGUGCGGUACUGGUUUGGCCGCCUUUGGGUAUGCAAUGCGUCGACGGCGUAACUUGCAAGAAGAGCUACAGCGCGCUCAGGCGCUUGAUGAUGAUCCAACGCAGCGGUAUCUUGAGGAGAUGCGCGGGCUUGGCUUUGACGUGGAUACGCUAGAGGAGGAGUUGGAAGCGGAACGAAAGGUGAAGAAGUCGAGAUGA